This is a messenger RNA of Megachile rotundata (alfalfa leafcutting bee), 1880 nucleotides long. RefSeq names its product piggyBac transposable element-derived protein 4-like. Lineage: Eukaryota; Metazoa; Arthropoda; Insecta; Hymenoptera; Megachilidae. The record is from RefSeq and is a predicted model, not a curated record.
UUGAUACUAAUAGAAAUGUAUUCUACAUACGAAAGAAGCUUUUGUUUUUUCUACUGGAUACUGAAAUAUUUGUACGAUACAAGACGCGACUAUAUGAAACCAGGAUUAUAGUACAAAAUCCCUCAUGAACCGUUAUAAGUAAUUGAAAGAAAGCGAGAGAAAUUGGAAAGAUUAGUGUCUAAUUUUACAGUUUUGAGGUAAAUUUUUAGAAUGUCACGGUGGAAUUCAAAGACAAAUCUAUUUUUCAAUGGAUUGACUGAUACAGAGUACGAUUCCGAAAAUGAAAACGAAAAUAAUUUCAUUGUACACAAAAAAAAAAGGACUAUAUGUGAUACCUCACACUCAGAAAUAGAAAAGGAUGACGAAGACAAUGACGACCACUGCGACACAUGGACUUUAAAAACUUUCGUUCCUAAAAUACAUCCGUUUACGGCAAAACAUGCAGGGAUUAUACCAAAUAUCAGCAGAUCGGCAAAAAUCAUUGAUUAUUUUGAACUUUUCGUCUCAGAAGAGUUUGUACAAUAUAUUGCAAAUGAAACGAAUGAUUAUUGGUCAAAAAAAGAAAACAACGAUAUGAAGGAUGUAAACAGAAUAACAGUAUCCGAAUUGUACUGUUUUUUCGCCCUUUCAUUUCUUAUGACUCGUAAUAAGAAAUUAUCCUUGGUGGAAUACUGGAGUACAGACAUACUUCUGCGUAGUGAUGUCUUUGGAGAAAUUAUGGCUAGAGAUCGAUAUUUGAAACUGUUAGAGAUGCUACAUUUCAACCAUGAUGUUACAGCUACCAGUGAUCAGAUAUAUAAAAUAAGGAACAUCAUUGAUAUGCUCCGAAAAGCAUUUAGCGAAUCAUUCUAUCCCUAUCAAAAAUUAUGCAUUGAUGAGAGCUUACUUUUGUAUAAAGGGCGACAAUGCUUUAAACAAUAUAUUCCUUCGAAAAGAAGUAGAUUUGGCAUUAAAUCGUUUAUACUUAGUGAUUGCCGAACGGGGUUUGUACAAGAUAUUAUUGUGUAUGCCGGAUUAUUGACCGUCAAUAGCGAAAAUAAGGAAAUUGGAAAGUCGGGAGCAAUAGUAGAAACACUUAUGAAGCCCUACUUAGGAAAAGGCCAUACCUUGUUUGUAGAUAACUGGUAUUCGAGUCCAGCCUUGUUCAAUUUAUUAUAUAACAACUACACAAAUGCAUGCGGAACCGUAAGGAAAAGGCGUAAAGGAAUGCCGAAGAUUCAUGAUAGACUAAGAAAAGGAGAGGCAUCUUUUCGGUCAUCCAAAAAUUUACUAGUUAUAAAGUGGGCGGACAAAAAGGAUGUAUACAUGCUGUCUACCAUGCAUACAUCAGAAUUUACAACGGUUUCUAGCCAUGGCGGAAAAAAAAUUACUCAAAUACCUCUCUGCGUAUCAGAUUACAAUGAUUCUAUGGGUGCCGUCGAUAAAGCAGACAUGAUAAUCAGUCCUGUCAGUUCAACGCGCAAAUCUUUAAAAUGUUACCGCAAUUUUUUUUUCCAUUUAUUAGACAUAUGCGUGUGGAAUGCGUAUUGUCUGUAUAAACAUAAAAUCCAAGAAGCCAUUUCUAUGGCCAAGUUUCAGUUAGAAUUAAUCCGGGAAAUACUGGAAAAAUAUCAUAAGACUAUUAAUUAUCAUCAGCGAACAGCCAAUAAUAAUCCAUUACGAUUGAUAGAGCGACAUUUUCCUUCAUUCUAUGUACCAGCUGGAAAAAACCGAAAGAGAAGGUGCGUUGUCUGCAGCGCAAACAACAAAAGACGCGAGUCUAGAUACGAAUGCCAAAAUUGUAAUGUAGGUCUCUGCGUCGACCCUUGUUUUAGAAUUUAUCAUUCUCAAUUAAGUUACUAAAAAUUAUAAUUUAAUGUCUAAGUACCCCAAAUUGUAUU